Molecule: messenger RNA, 2497 nt
Organism: Pseudophryne corroboree (corroboree frog)
Lineage: Eukaryota; Metazoa; Chordata; Amphibia; Anura; Myobatrachidae
Product: gastrula zinc finger protein XlCGF26.1-like
Exons: 1
Coding region: 39-1919 (626 amino acids)
Biological process (GO): regulation of transcription by RNA polymerase II; embryo development; urogenital system development
Cellular component (GO): nucleus
Molecular function (GO): RNA polymerase II transcription regulatory region sequence-specific DNA binding; DNA-binding transcription factor activity, RNA polymerase II-specific
Source: RefSeq, a predicted model, not a curated record
AUGGACACACAAGCAGGAAUAUCUCAGAAGGACAUCUAAUGUUAUCCCUGGAUUGUGACAUAAAAGAUAAUGACAGUAGACAGGAUUCUCCAGGAGAUAACCCCAUUACCCCAAUUAUACAUCCAGCUCUAUCAGCUGAUCCCUCUGAUCCUUGGAAAUGUUCUCCUGAUCACUCUGAUAUUGGUGCAUCUGUUACAGCUCUGAGAGUAGAUACAGUGUUUCCCUGUUCUAUAGAUGCCAAAUGUUUUACAAAGAACACAAAGCCUAUUAACCCACACACGGGUAAGGCAGGUGAGAGGCCACUGAUAUGUUCAGAGUGUGGGAAAUGUUUUACAUACAAAUCACAUCUUGUUAUACAUCAGAGAAGUCACACAGGUGAGAAGCCAUUUCCAUGUUCUGAGUGUUCGAAAUGUUUUACUACAAAAUCAGAUCUUAUUACACAUCAGCGAAGUCACACAGGUGAGAAGUCAUAUCCAUGUUCUGAGUGUGGGAAAUGUUUUACAUACAAAUCACGACUUGUUUUACAUCAGAGAAGUCACACAGGUGAGAAGCCAUUUCCAUGUUCUGAGUGUGGGAAAUGUUUUACACAAAACUCACAUCUUGUUAUGCAUCAGAGAAGUCACACAGGUGAGAAGCCAUUUUCUUGCUCUGAGUGUGGGAAAUCUUAUUUAACUAAAUCACAUCUUGUUAUACAUAACAGAAGUCACACAGGUGAGAAACCAUUUUCUUGCUCUGAGUGUGGGAAAUGUUUUGCACACAAAUCACAACUUGCUACCCAUCAGCAAAGUCACACAGGUGAGAAAGCAUUUCCAUGUUCUGAGUGUGGGAAAUGUUUUGCACACAAAUCAGUUCUUGUUAGACAUAACAGAAGUCACACAGAUGCUAAGCCAUUUUCUUGCUCUGAGUGUGCGAAAUGUUUUACACAGAAAACACAUCUUGUUAUACAUCAGAGAAGUCACACAGGUGAGAAGCCAUUUCCAUGUUCUGAGUGCGGAAAAUGUUUUGCACUUAAAUCAUAUCUUGUUAGACAUCAAAGAAAGCACACAGGUGAGAAGCCAUUUUCUUGCUCUGAGUGCGGGAAAAGUUUUACCUGGAAAUCCAAACUUGUUAUACAUCAGAGAAGUCACACAGGUGAGAAGCCAUUUUCUUGCUCUGAAUGCGGGAAAUGUUUUACACAAAAAUCACAACUUGUUACCCAUCAGCAAAGUCACACAGGUGAGAAGGCAUUUCAAUGUUCUGAGUGUGGGAAAUGUUUUACAUGGAAAUCACAACUUGUUACUCAUCAGCAAAGUCACACAGGUGAGAAGGCAUUCCCAUGUUCUGAGUGUGGGAAAUGUUUUUCACACAAAUCAGCUCUUGUUAUACAUCACAGAAGUCACACAGGUGAGAAGCCAUUUCCAUGUUCUGAGUGUGGGAAAUGUUGUGUAAGUAAAUCACAUCUUGUUAUACAUCACAGAAAUCACACAGGUGAGAAGCCAUUUCCAUGUUCUGAGUGUGGGAAAUGUUGUGUAAGUAAAUCACAACUUGUUACACAUCUGCGCAGUCACACAGGUGAGAAGCCUUUUCCAUGUUCUGAGUGUGGGAAAUGUUUUGCAUGUAAAUCAGAUCUUGAUAUACAUCACAGAAGUCACACAGCUAAGAAGCCAUUUUCUUGCUCUGAGUGCGGGAAAUGUUUUACACACAAAUCACGACUUGUUACCCAUCAGCAAAGUCACACAGGUGAGAAGGCAUUUCCAUGUUCUGAGUGUGGGAAAGGUUUUGCACACAAAUCAAAUUUUGUUAGACAUCAGCAAAGUCACACAGGUGAGAAGCCAUUUUCUUGCGCUGAGUGCGGGAAAUGUUUUACACAAAAAUCACAUCUCGUUAGACAUCAGCGAAGUCACACAGGUGAGAGGCCAUUUCUAUACUCUGAGAAAUAAAUCAUCUCUUGUUGCAUACAAUAGAUAUCACUCAGGUGCGGAACCAUUUUAAUCUUCUGUAGUAUACUCAUCAUUGCCAUGCGUUCUUUAAGGUUCUUAUCCUAUCCUAUGUUUUUUGCAAUAUACAUGUUACCACUGGGUUGUCACAACUGAGGGCCUGAGCUGACGGGAGGCAGCCUCAGUUGUAGGGGCUGAGAUGUACCGGAACCUGGGAGGUUGUAUCAGACCCCUGGACAUGUAAGUAACAUGAAUAAUAACUGCCCGAAGGCGUGACCACGACAACUUAGAUAAAAGUCAAUGAUGUUUAUUAUGACAACUCCGCAUCACAGCAGCAAUAAAAGAAAACGUAAAAGUCAGCAAAGAAUAAAUACAGUUCCUGAGUACUACAGCAUGGCAGGAGCCACAGGGCACUGGUAGUGUGAGAUAGUUCUUAUGAUCUUCUAGAUGGAAAGUCCUUACCAGGCCCGGCUGUAGCAAUGGAGAUAACCCAGGAUUGUACCAGCUGGUGUUCCAGGAAGAGCUGGGUUGCUGAAGGUAAAACAGCUGCUGUGGAUACUGGCUGGAACCAGACUGUUGUU